Molecule: messenger RNA, 3752 nt
Organism: Fusarium verticillioides 7600
Lineage: Eukaryota; Fungi; Ascomycota; Sordariomycetes; Hypocreales; Nectriaceae
Exons: 3
Coding region: 371-1513 (380 amino acids)
Cellular component (GO): membrane
Source: RefSeq, a predicted model, not a curated record
CUCAGCCCACUAUCUUUGUUUUCGAAGGGAGCCAGCAAUGAUGGGACGAUAGGCCAUUGCACAGAAUCGACUAGUAGUUAAGACGUCGAUAGAGACUGCUUAGACACAGUUUAGGAAUUCUUGACUAUAAAACAAGACGUCCCCUCUCCUAUUCCAAAGCUGGACAUUUUAUUAUUGUCGAGCGACGUUCUUGCUCAAGGUAUUACACGUGGUUGUAUUUCCUAUAUCGCUGACGUCAGCUGACGAGGGUAGUUUGAUGCCAGAUUGACUAGCUCUUUCAAUUAACCACAAGAAGUUCGACAACGACAAACCUCAGCUCACCUUUUACGCCCUGAAACUUCGGUAUUCUAAGCGCUUAAGUCCAUCAGUCAUGAGAUUGCUAUAUGCUCUCCCCGCAACUUGCGCGCUCAUCUACCGCGCCAAGAGCAGGAAUUCUUUAACGCCCGCUGGCAUCUUCGCUGCGACUCUGACAGCUGCCGCACACGCCUACCACCCAUGGAAUCUUCCAUUUGCACUCCUAUGCGUAUUUUUCCUUGCCGGAACACGCGUAACACACAUCAAAGAAGGCAUCAAGGCCAACUAUACGCUUCGUUCAAAGGGUACAUCUGGAGGGGAAGGGCCUAGAACACAUGUUCAAGUUCUCGCCAACAGUUUGAUGGCCUCUGUCCUCUCUGUCCUCCACGCGAAUCAACUACGAAAACGAGAAGCCGCAUUCGCCGAUCCUAAUACUCCGGAUCCCACGGGAUCACUAUGCUUUUCAUGGGGCGGUGACCUCCUGGUCGUUGGUAUCAUUGCCAAUUAUGCGGCCGUUGCGGCCGAUACUUUCAGCUCCGAACUUGGUAUCCUGUCUUCAGGACAACCUCGACUGAUCACAUCACCAACACUCCGAAAGGUGCCUCGCGGAACAAACGGUGGUGUCACCUUGCUGGGUUUAGGUGCAGGUUUGCUGGGGUCAAUGAUUAUUGUCACCGCAUCCAUGAUAUUCCUACCGUCCUGCAGUGAGGAGUCAUCUCAGACGCCCGCAGGCGGUGCCCCAUGGACGAUGCUGGAGCGGCGCAAGUUUAUGGGAUUCAUGGUAGUCUGGGGUGCUCUUGGCAGCGUCUUGGAUAGUUUCUUGGGUGGCCUAUUCCAACGGUCAGUCAGGGACGUACGGUCCGGUAAAAUUGUCGAGGGAGAAGGCGGCAACCGUGUCCUAGUGGCCGAAUCUGCCACGGACGCGGCUGCUCAUUCGAAUGUCAAAACCGAGGCCAUGCAGAGCGAAGCAAAAGAGAAGCUUGGUGGUUCUGCUAUUUUGGACGAUGACGAUGCUCCUGCUGGUGUCUACAAUCAUAAAGACAAGCACCGCAAGUCAAGUUUUGGAGAUCAGCGACCAUCACGGGCUAUCGAAAACGGGUGGGAUCUUCUCGACAACAAUGAUGUCAAUUUCCUCAUGGCAGUUACGAUGAGCGUUGGCGGCAUGGCAGUAGCGAGCUGGUACUGGGACGUGCCCAUACAGAGCGUCAUGGGUGUGUAGAAACACAAGUUAGCGACGUCAUUUUGAGGGUCAAGGGCAAUUCUUGACCUUGGCCCCUUCCUGCCAAGACCAAUGAGAAUAAAGUGAUGUAAAGAGCAACUCCCUUUCCCUUCUGGCGUCCUUUGAUCCAUCACGAGAUUUAAACCACCAUUACCCGUCGCCACUGGAUGGUGUUGAACUGCGUCAAGACGCACGCAAAUGCUGAGUGCCCCCAGCUUGGCACGGCCAACCCCCGGUGAAAGUCCGUCACCCCCCGUCAAUCACCCCGCCGGGUCUCGGCGUGAAUCGCAGCAUCUCGGAACGCCAAACCCGGAGUUGACUCCGUGGUGGGUAAACUUUGAGUCCAAUGCGAAAUCGGCAGUUUUUUGAUUUCAGAAGCCGACACGGUAUCUCAACAAUUAGACCCAAUCUCAUUCGCGCAACGAGUUAUCUGGACGUGAUUCCAUCACCCAAUUCUCCAGAUCUCGGAGGACGGGAGGGUGGGAGCGAGAAAAGCCAAACGAUUUACAUCCCCCUUCUGGCGAUCCAAUAGACAUGAGGCCUUUAGUGAUCGAGAUUAAUUGCUCUUUCUCUUCCAGAGAUAGGAAGAUAUUGACGGAAACCUGGGGUAAGCCUGAAUCGGAUCAGUUCCUGUUGCUCAUUUAAAUGUGUAAUAGUCUCAAGCUUGAGUCUGAUUGGUCUGUCAAUUUUCCAAUGAGUCAAAUGGGGAUUGCGGGGGGCGGCAGAUCUCCAUCUCAGCAGUAUGGGACAUUGAGCAGGAGCGUUGCCUAGAUUGCCUCUUUGAGUGGUUAUUCUGCUAUUAAAGCAAUAGAAACUUAUGAUGAGUUUUGAAAAAAGCAGUAACAUUUAGAAGAUUUAGAUCAAGUUAGGAUGGCUCUAGCCUAGGAAAGGGAGGCGUCACUGUGGUAUUGCGGUCUGGGCAUAGUUGCCAAACCAAAGUUUCGAGCACCUGCACCUGCUCUGAGAUAAUAUUCUUCCACCCACAGAGCAAGAACGAUCUGCAUAACUCUGGUUAACCUCACACGAGCCCUCGACUGAGAAGAAAACUUCUCCUGGACAUCUUCAGACGCGCCCUCCAAUCACUUUGAUGUUAUUCUUCCUCUUGGCCUGCCUUAUCGUUACCAUACAUUUACUUGAGAGCAUCUCAACUAAGUUGUCGGAAUAUGCAUUACCCCUGGCAUCGUCAGGGGCUCUAUCUUUUCUCAUGGUCUCGUGCGUGUGCGCCCACUGACAAGAACCGUUCGUUGCAGCCAGUCGGAUUCAGCUCGGGAAUAAUUGAACCCUGACACCCGGCAGAAUGGAGUCCUCCAGUUCUAGAUCAAUGAUUUAUCCAGGGAGAAAUGGAUGAAGAGGUGGGCAAAAUCGACUGACACAACCGGACCGACGCUAAUAGUUGACGGCAAAACCCCAGCAAUACAACUACUCGAUUCAUCGCGUAUCCCGAAGCCGGAGACCAUACCCUCUCAAUCCAGGACAGGGCAGACCGGAGAAGUGCCUGAAAGUCUGGAGUGUCCCGAAACCGACAUUGCAAUUUCGUACGGUCUGGGGAAAUGGAAGAGGACCUGAAGAUCGGAAUCAAUGAGCGAUUUACAGUUCGGUAAGUGAUGAAGAUAGCCAACCAGGAACGAAGGUAUCUGAAACGGCUUUGAAGCCGUCGGUCGAAACCCAACGUGAGAUAACAUUCAUUAUGCAGAGCAUGCCCUGAUCCAAUCACGACUCAAUGAUAAGAGCAUGCAAGUUGCUGUCCAGCUCGGGUGUGUGGCUUUAGUUCGUUGGGUACGGUAUUCUUUUUUUGGGGUGGCGUUGGUGACAAGGUUGGGCGUGCUUGGAGAGACACCGACUCGUCGCCGGGCAGCGCUGAGACUGAACCCCAAAAAAGAAGCGGUGGUAGAAGGAACUGCGCUCCGGCCGAGGUGUUGCGGCCCAUGGUUGGACAACUUAAACAAAGAAACAGGGUCCUCUGACUGAAAAGAGUAUGGCUCGCCUGGGGCUCAAGAAACGAUUUGGUAACAGAUCAGGGACAAACCGGAACCACCGAGGCUGUCGGGCUUCCUGGAGAGUCACAAGCACCAGGCUCUAAGCGGUUCUCAAAAUAGCUGGGCCUGGCUCAUGGCUGGAGUAUUUUCGGGGCAUCCAUGGCUCACAUCAGAAGGGCUCAGGGCGCAGUCUGGCCCUGGGGCUGUUUCUGACGCCUGUGUGCACCUUUGUUGCUUGUCCUCGGGGGGCAAGAAAACAGCGA